GAUUAUGUAAUUGUCAUUUGUCCAUUUCAGAUAAGGUAAUUCUCAUCAACUAGAGAGAGAGAAGAAAGAGAGAGAGAGAGAGAGAGAGAGAGAGAGAGAGAAUGGCGAGCUUAUCAGUAUCAGAUUAUGGAGCUUUCAUGGAGAAAUUCACUCUUCUUCCCGACACGAAUUCAUCUCAGAAACUUCCCCUCAAUGGCCUUACCUUUUCUGUUAAAGACAUAUUUGAUGUGGAGGGUUAUGUGACCGGUUUCGGGAAUCCCGAUUGGGCGAAAACGCAUUCGGUUUCUACAUCGACUGCACCGGCAGUUAUGUCUGUGCUGAAUGCAGGUGCCACUUGUGUUGGUAAAACUGUAAUGGAUGAAAUGGCUUACAGCAUAAACGGGGAAAAUAUACAUUACGGAACACCAACUAAUCCAUGUGCACCAGAUCGAGUGCCUGGAGGAUCGUCUAGUGGAUCGGCUGUUGCAGUUGCUGCAAAUCUUGCCGAUUUCUCCUUAGGUACCGACACGGGAGGAAGUGUGAGAGUUCCCGCAUCGUAUUGCGGAAUUUUCGGGUUUCGUCCGUCUCAUGGAAUUGUUUCGACAGCUGGAGUAACACCAAUGGCGCAGAGUUUCGAUACAGUUGGAUGGUUUGCUAGAGAUCCAACGAUACUGAAGCAAGUUGGGAAGAUUCUAUUGCAUUUGGAAGACGAUAAUCCCGUAAAACUCGGUCAACUUACUAUUGCAGACGAUUGUUUCGAUCUUCUAAACAUGCCUAGUCACCGACUGAAAGAAAUUCUCGUCGCCUCGGUAGAGAAGCUCUAUGGAAGCGAGAAGAUACAAUAUACGAAUUUGGGGAGUUUCGUCGAGGCCAAUGUUCCGAGUUUGAAGCAUUUUAUGGGCAACAACACGACCGAAAAACGAGGCGAUAAUAUACCGUCGUUAGUUGCUCUGUCCAGCGCGAUGCGAUUGCUUCAAAGGUACGAGUUUAAGAACAAUCACGGUGAAUGGGUUCGCUCGGUUAAUCCCGAUUUAGGGCCUGGAAUAUCGGAAAGAGUAUGGGAAGCUGUCGAGUCGACGGACGAAAAUAUAGAGGAAUGCUAUACUCUGAAGAAUGAAUUGCGCGCAGCUCUUGGUGAUCUAUUAGGGGAGUUUGGCAUUCUUGCAAUGCCUACGGUUCCGGGGCCUCCGCCGAAGGUAAAAACGGAACCAUCGACGCUGGAAAACUUCCGUGCUAAGGCCUUUAGUUUGUUGUCUGUUGCUGGAGUUUCUGGAUUUUGCCAGGUGAGCAUACCAUUAGGGAUGCAAGAUGAUUUGCCAAUUGCAGUUUCUUUGUUGGCAAAACAUGGCUCAGAUGGACUUUUACUUAGUUUUGUGGAGGCUCUUCACACAAGUCUUAAUCCCCAGUGAAAACCUCAACAACUCUAUUUUUCUCUAUGUUAAUUACUUUAUUGGUUAAUGAAACUUAGUGUUUGAAUUAAUUCAAGGGUAAUAAGGAUAACAAUAUUUAAAAAAA
This is a messenger RNA of Erythranthe guttata (spotted monkey flower), 1494 nucleotides long. RefSeq names its product amidase 1 (gene AMI1). The record is from RefSeq and is a predicted model, not a curated record. NCBI's taxonomy places the organism in Eukaryota, Viridiplantae, Streptophyta, Magnoliopsida, Lamiales, Phrymaceae.